This is a messenger RNA of Ruditapes philippinarum (Manila clam), 1332 nucleotides long. RefSeq names its product A disintegrin and metalloproteinase with thrombospondin motifs adt-2-like. Gene Ontology annotation, molecular function: carbohydrate binding. The transcript is spliced from 9 exons. Bases 45 to 1115 code for a protein of 356 amino acids. Gene Ontology annotation, cellular component: external side of plasma membrane. The record is from RefSeq and is a predicted model, not a curated record. Lineage: Eukaryota; Metazoa; Mollusca; Bivalvia; Venerida; Veneridae. Gene Ontology annotation, biological process: biological process involved in interspecies interaction between organisms.
GUUUUAUUCGUGAAGUUUCGGUCUACGGAAACAGAAAAUAUCGAAUGGGUUGUAUGAAUACAAUGCACUGUGCACGAAGUACUCCGAUCUCGGUUAAUCCAGGGACAAUCGUGGGUAAACGUUCGACAGUUGACAACACUUCAACAACCUGUGCUGUAUGUUGUGACAAAGACAAUUGCAAUACAGUAGCAUGUGAACACAACACAACUUCAUCGGUUGGGACCUUACACACACUAAAGAUGUUUAAUGGCACUUGUGCUAACAACAACGACGAUUCGUGUGCAGCAUUUGGAUUGCUUGACUCAGAUGCGUGCGUUAAAUUGCCAAAGGUCGAUGAACUGUGUCCAAAAACUUGCGGACUAUGCGGUCAUUUCGGAUGGGCACAAUGGAACGACUGGUCUGCUUGUUCAAAGACAUGCAGCCAAGGGACCACGACAAGAAGAAGGGAUUGUCUACAUCAAAUUACUGCAGCACAUGUCCAAACCUGUACAGGAGUAGCAGUAGAGACAAAGAGUUGCAGUGACGGGUUAUGCUUGCAUGAAGGUGUGUGGUCUAAUUGGGGAUCAUGGGGACAGUGUUCACGUACUUGCUCUAAUGGUACGAAAACAAGAGUAAGGCAUUGCUCUGGAAGUGGUCAAAUACAUGGCAGUAUAUUUUGUUCUGGUGACCAUUUUGAAAUUGCGCAUUGCAAUCUUCGGACCUGCCCAAUUUGUCCAUCAUCCAGUUGGGUUGAGCAUAGACCAUCCUGUUAUCUUUUUACACGUCAACAAAUGACAUUUGCCGCUGCACAGACAUAUUGUCAUACACGAAAUGCGUCAUUGGUACACGUUCAAUCAACGACUGAAAACUCCUUUAUCGUGUCUUAUCUUAAGUCUCAUUUCGGUUCUGGUUCUAACGCCGGCUGGUGGUUGGGGAUGACGGAUUCUGUUACAGAAGGGAAAUGGCAAUGGACCGACUUAAACCAACAAGUCAACUUCACAUACUGGGAUGGUGGACAGCCUGAUAAUGCUGGUAUUGAUGGUGAAGAAGACUGUGCCAUAUUUCUUGCAAAGUUUCAAUAUAAAUGGAACGAUGUUGGCUGUAAGGAGCAGUACAACGUCAUCUGUAAAAUAUAAUUUAUGUUGUUAGAAUGCAUUUUAUUCCUUUCAGACUGGGAUCGAGGACAACCGGACAAUACUGGAAUUCAUUCUAACGAGGAUUGCGUCAUAUAUUUCAAUAAGUAUGGACUUAAAUGGAAUGAUGUUUACUGUGGAGACCAGUUUUACGUCAUCUGUGAAAAAAGUUAAUGUUAUAAGAAUUAAAUGAUUAUUCAAUAAAUUAUUUUUACUGUUA